Molecule: messenger RNA, 1784 nt
Organism: Pelagomonas calceolata
Lineage: Eukaryota; Pelagophyceae; Pelagomonadales; Pelagomonadaceae
Source: the annotation of a GenBank genome assembly
GCUCGAAGACAUCGCAAACUUUGCGAGCUCGCACAGCCCAUCUAUCAUCGCAGACGAAGCUAUCGCCGCGAAUGCUAGCCGUACCAGCGAACUAGGUCCCUUGCAAAUUUGAGUGCAAACCGAGCCGUCGCCGCGGAGUUUGACAGCCGCGACCCUCAGACACCACUCUCACGCCACCGCCGCGAGCGCUACAAACAUGUCCGACGAAGCCGGCCCACCAACAAAUACACCAGACUGGGAGGAGCUCCAGCAGGGCGUAAGGAAAUGCAUUACAAAAGAAGGCACGAACCCCAAGGUCUACGCCGCGCCGGGCAUGGAGGUCUGCGUCCACUACACGGGCACGUUACCUGGCAGUACGGAACCGUUCGACUGCUCUCGCAAAAGGGGCCAGCCCUUUACGUUCGAGCUGGGCGCCGGGUCGGUGAUCACGGGCUGGGACGCGGCUUUUGAGAAGAUAGCCGUUGGGGAGCGAGCUUUGUUAGAAAUCGAGUCGGAGUGGGCCUACGGCAAGGAGGGCCACCCGCCCACCAUACCGCCCGAUGCUACCUUACAUUUUGAUGUGGAGUUACUCAGUUGUGGCGAGAAAAAAAAAGAGUUAAAUAUGAUGACUUCGGAAGAAAAACUCGCGGAAGCUUCCAAGCAGAAGCAAGCAGGUUUGGAUGCUUAUGGCAAGAAGGACUGGGCGGAAGCGCGUUCUCUAUUCGCCGAGGCCAUCUUCUACUGCGACGCGGCCUACUACUCGCGCGAGAACAAGGCGAUGCCUACUGAUGUGGGGAAUAUCUACCUCAGUGCGCAUCUGAACGCGUCGCAGUGCGCGUUGAACGAGAAGGACUGGCCCGGGGCCUGUGCUUAUGCUACAAGAGCUAUAAAAUGUGUCCCGGACUCUGUCAAAGGUUUAUACAGGCGAGGCGUGGCGCGGACGCACAUGGGGCUGCUGGAGGAGGCUAGGGAAGAUCUAAAACAAGCGAACACGCUGGACCCCAAAAACAAGGCCGUGCGAAGCGCCUGGAGCGAUUUACGGAAGAAAUUCGCCGAACAGUCGAAGCAACAGAAGAAAGCCUUCGGAGGCACUUUUGACAAGGCCUCAUUGUUCAAGGAUAAACCGAGUUCCAUGCCUCCCUCUACUACUGAGAACCCCUACGCUUAUUUGAGGAUCAGGGCGACGCCCCGCGGUAGUAGCGAAGAGCAACCGUUCGAUGGUACCAUUGUGCUCCGGGUCUUCGCCGACGCGUGCCCUCGGACAUCGAAGAACUUUUUAGCGCUAUGUAAAGGCGGCAAGAAAGGAAGGGACUUAGGCAGUGCGUUGCACUACAAGGGCACGCCCAUCCAUAGAAUAGCCAAGGACUUCAUGAUUCAGGGCGGUGACGUGCACCGACGAGAUGGAUCUUCCGGAGAAUCGAUCUAUGGGCGAACUUUCGCCGAUGAGCACUUCAAGCUCAAGUUCGACAAGCCCGGGCGGCUGGCGAUGGCGAACCGCGGCAAGGACUGCAACCAUUCCCAGUUUUUUAUUACCUGUGCCGAGGCGACGCAUUGUAAUGAUUCCUACGUGGUCUUCGGCGAGGUCGUGUCGGGGCUGGAAUUCGUUGGUAGGGUGGCUUCCUUGGACGUCGACGACAAGGACGCGCCGUCUUCAUACGCGGUGGAGAUUGCGGACUGCGGGCUUUUGUCUAGGGAGGAGGGGGAGAAAGCUUUAGCUGAGGAGGCGGACCGGGCGGCCCAAGCGUCGAAAGCUGCUGGGGCGCCCGAGGCGAAGGUGGCGGUCGCCGAGUAAGCACCAUAUAUUG